UUAUUUAUUUAUUGAUAAUUACGGAUAGCUGCUAUGAAUUGAGCGUCAAGCCCCGGAGUACAUGGUGUAGCCGCUUUCGGCAAAGAGGUGUUCACUGGCCAGUGGUUCAUGAUCAGGGAGUCGUCAAAUAAUGGUAUUUGACGACUCCCUGUUCAUGAUGUAUUUUGAUUUUGUUCUGUGAACAAAAAAGCAGAGAAUAAUCAGAGGAAAGAAACAGGGAUGCCGGGAAACAAGAACAUUUUAGAACUGUAUUUCACGAAAAAAGGGUUACAUUUUUGUAUCAGAUCCCGGCCGGGAGUUCCGGACCUGGGGCCACGUGUACGGUAAUGACGUCAUGCUUUCUUGUUUGAAAUCACAAACAUUUUGACUUCUUUCGCUUUGACUUUUCAUUCAGACAAAUUGCAUAAUACAUGUACUACAUAUAUUGCAAGUCUCUAUAUUGUAUAUUGUGCGGGUACUGGAGGCACGUUUUCAGCUGUGGUAGACAGAAAAGCAGUAUGCAGUAUCCUAUCCGGCCCCCUGUGGUUGUAGCAAAGCAUCCCAUGCUUGACCAGCUGAGAAACAAGAAUUGAAUUGUCCAAUUUCGGCAGAUUGUUGUUGCAUAUCGGUCCUUGGUUAUACUAUUCGAGGAGAUUCCUUAUAAUUACUUUACUGGUGUGCAAGCGCGCACGGAGAAAUGGAAGAAAAAAAAGUAGUUGUGCUCGAUAACGGAGGAUACACCGCUAAAAUUGGGCUGGCAUCCUCUGACCUACCUAGAGUUGUACCGAACUGCAUGACCAAAGCUAAAGCCGAGCGCAGAAGAACAUUUGUCGGUGCGGAGCUGGACGAAUGCAAGGACAAAUCUGGACUAUACUAUGUCAGUGCCUUUCAAAAGGGAUACAUGACAAACUGGGAUAUUGAACAUGUAAUAUGGGACUACAUGUUCAGUAAGAACUGCCUGAAGAUCAAGCCCGAGUCGUGUCAUCUGGCUCUAACUGAGCCAGUCUUCAACUUCCCGUGCAUUCAGGAGGCGCUUGAUGAGAUCAUCUUUGAGGAUUACCGAUUCCAAUCAUUAGUUCGUCAUUGGGGUCCUGUGUACAGUGCGUAUAGUUACAGUCAGCAAGCAUGUGCCACCGUAGCCUGUAGCAGUAGUGACAGCAAUGACACUGGCAAUGGCAGCAGCACCGGCAGCAACAGUAGUAGCAGCGGCAGCAGCUGCACCCGUGCUGCCAGUUCCAGUAGGGCAACCCUCUGCAGCCUGGUGGUGGACGUUGGCCACUCGUUUACACACGUCUUGCCGUUCAUACAAGGCAAAGUCAUCUCUUCUGCGGUACUACGGAUUGAUGUGGGCGGCAAAGUUUUAACGAAUUACCUGAAAGAUGUCACGUCGUAUCGGCAGCUGAAUGUCAUGGAUGAAACAUACGUUGUCAAUCAGAUGAAGGAGGACUGCUGUUUUGUCAGCCAGGAUCUAGUGCAAGACAUGGGAAUCGCAAAACUUCGCGGCAAGGGAAACACCAUUGUCGGUGACUAUGCCCUUCCAGAUUUUCAAGUACUGCAUCGUGGUGCAUUUAAGAAACGAGCAAGCACUGCUACGCCAGACGGUGAAUCAAGCCAAGCUGUUGACGAACAGCUCCAGUCCAUAGUGCUCAACAAUGAACGGUUCUCUGUGCCGGAGUUACUAUUUCACCCAUCUGAUAUCGGCAUUGAUCAGAUGGGUGUGUGCGAGGCGAUAGUUCAUGCCAUCUCACGCACUCCGAUUGCUCUACAUCCGCAUUUCUAUCAGAAUAUCUUGGUGACCGGCGGUAGUGCAUCGUUUCCCGGCAUGCAGGGGCGUAUGUACAGGGAACUGCGCAUGUUAGCACCUGUUGACUACAAAGUCGUAGUGUCCGUGGCAGAGAACCCUACACUGCAUUGCUGGAAGUCAGCCGCAGAGUUUGCAACAAAUGAAGAACAUGCUGCAAAGUUCACUGUGACACGAGAGGAGUAUGAAGAGCACGGUCGUGCUGUUUGUCAGCAACGAUUUCGGCAUGAGAGCAGUCUCUGAACGACUAAGUCACAGCUAGCCUGGCGCUGUGUCAGCUAUAAUACUGAUCGUACUUCCUUGGAGUACACGCUGGACUAGCACUAGACUUUUGGAUGCUAGCUGAUCAAUGCGUUUGCACUACGUCAUCUAGGUGAAAGGAAGCUCCGUCGCAAGUCAAUCAUCAACCAGCACAUUGUACCAACUGCAUCAUCAAUGUCAUCGUAUGGCAAGUAUGCUGUACGUGUACUGACUGUACCACUACCAGGUACAGCAGGCCAACUAGCACAGGGACAUACUGCGUACCUGCACACACCCCAUGCUCUGCGGUUAGGUCUGCUGACUUCUCACCUGCUGUGCAGAACGCAUUGUUGAAUUAAUAUUCAGUCAAUGCACCACGGCUGUGUCUAUGGCUACUGCAGUCACUGCUUGACCCCAAGUUCUGGGCGGUGCUCUAUUCAACUGCAACGUGUGUGUAAGUUGUGGCCAGUCUCAGCCAGCAAGACACUAUGUGAACUAUGUUGUACGCUCUAUGCUGACCAAGCUCAGCUACAGCAGUGCAAAACUUUCAUGUACAUAAUAUUAAUAACUCUCUCUCUGCUUGGAUGCUGCCUUUAAUACUUCAUAUUGGAAAGUCCUUCAGAAUAAUCCACACAAAUCUUCCAUUCUAAUCCAUGAAAAUCAUGAUCUUCCAUUGAAAUCCACUGGUAUCUAGAGUCUCUAUUCCCGGUCCAGCACACUCGUACCUCCCCAUGGCUAUUCACCCUAGUUGCAGCAACCAGCUUCGUAUUCUUUUGAUUGGUUUUAUGAUAAAAUGCUCAUCCCAACAUGCUUCUAAGUCUAUAAAAGUUCAAAAGUAA
Sycon ciliatum is the source of this 2859-nucleotide messenger RNA. Its product is annotated as actin-related protein 6-like. NCBI's taxonomy places the organism in Eukaryota, Metazoa, Porifera, Calcarea, Leucosolenida, Sycettidae. Gene Ontology annotation, cellular component: Swr1 complex. Bases 677 to 2023 code for a protein of 448 amino acids. The record is from RefSeq and is a predicted model, not a curated record. Gene Ontology annotation, molecular function: nucleosome binding. The transcript is spliced from 16 exons.